Messenger RNA from Anthostomella pinea, 837 nucleotides. Lineage: Eukaryota; Fungi; Ascomycota; Sordariomycetes; Xylariales; Xylariaceae. The record is from the annotation of a GenBank genome assembly.
AUGUCCGCCGCAGAAUACUACGGCAACAGCCAAGGGGGAGGAGGAGGAGGAGGCUAUCCACCACAGAACCAGUCACCAUACCCUCCACAGCCUCAAUACGCGGCUUCACAAUCACACUCGCCAUAUCCGCCACAGCAGACCUACGGUGCUCCGUCACCGUCGCCGUACCCCGCGCAGCCGUCCUACGCCCAGUCGCCAGCACCGGCGUACUCGCAAAACCACCUCGCGCCAUACCCGCAACAACCGCAAUACGCGCGCCCGGGCUCCGCCCACUCAGACGCCGGCUACCCCGCGCCUCCCUACCCGGACGACCGUCCCGGCUCCUCUACAAGCAGCCACCACUACCCGCGCCCGCACUCGGCGGACCCCAGCCGCGAUCCGAAUUACAGAUCGCAGCACGGCGAGGAGGACGGCGAGCGCGGACUGGGCGCCUCGCUGAUGGGAGGGGGAGCUGGGGGUCUCCUGGGCCACAAGCUGGGGAAGGGCAAGUUGGGCACGUUCCUUGGCGGUGCGGUGGGUGCUGUGGCGGCGAAUGUGAUUGAGCAUAAGAUCGAGGGCCGGCAUGGAAAGCAGCAUGGCGGCGUAGUCAUCAUGGCUCUUCGCACCAUGGAAGUUCUUAUGAAGGGCAUGGCGGGCAUCAUGGUGGGAAUCAUGGUCAUCAUGACAGUCAUCAUGACAGUCAUCAUGGAGGGCAUGGAAGCCAUCACGGAGACCAUCACGGCCACCACGGUCACCACGGGCAUCAUGGACAUCAUGGUCAUCAUAGCGACCAUGGCGGUGGCGGGUGGUAGAUGGAGAGAGUCUGGUGGGGAGAGUUUGAUGGGAGUAAUGAUCUAG